AAUGUCCUGAAAUUAGGAUCUAUUUUUUAGCGAAUGUACUUCCUGGAUAAUAUUUAGUGUGUUGUAAGGUCACUGAAAUGUAAACCAAUGGCAAAAUUAUUUUUGUCAUUAUAAAGAUACAUUGAAUGAAGAUGUGACAAAAGCUCUUACUUCAAUUCAGAUGUCGUUAUGCACUAGACAUUGAAAUGUUUCGUUUGUUUAAUCGGACUUGUUUUUGGACAUAAUUAUAUUAAUAUUUUAGAAAAAUUGUUUAAAUUUAUCAGUUUAUUUUUAAUCUAAAACAGGUUAUUAUGACAUGAAUGUGAUAUCAUUGGUCAAAACAUUCAGUAUUUAACAUGAGUUUCUGUGGUUCAAGAGAAGGUUCACUUAGUGUGAAAGAUGGUGUGCUUAGAAACAAGUGCUUUGUAGAUGUGAUGAACAUCAUACCCCAUGGGUUAUUUAUUGUAACCAGCAUUUUCAUUUUAAUAGCAUGGAGAGAGUCUAUUGUGGGUCGUCUGAAAGCCAAAACUUGGGUACAUUUUCGAUGUCACUCUAUACGUUGGAUUUUGACCUUAUUUUUGAUAUUGAUUAAUGCAAUAGAAAUAGCUGAAGGGUUUGUGUCGGAUUAUAUAGAUCCAGAUAGUGCAAAUUACCAUGUGAUAGUUCCCCCGUGUUUUUCACUAGUCAGUACAAUAUUGACUAUAGUUCUGUAUCAUAAUAUAGAGAUGUUUAACUCCCCCAGAGUUUUAUUGAUUUUAAUACCUUACUGGAUUAGUGCUUGUGGAUUAAAGCUUUUGAAGGCAUUUUCUUUGUAUGUCACGGGAAUAGCACCUGAGCAUCUUCGAUUGUGGAUUACAUGGGCAGUUGUUCUUAUUUAUGGAGCACUUAUACUUGUAGAACUUGUUGUACUAUUUACUCAACGGUAUGCAUUUUGCAAGAAACCAAAGAAAAUUCAUGCGCCACCUGAACUGGAAAGGACUCGUUACUAUGCUAACUUUGUUAACUUUUUAUCAAAAGCUACAUUCUGGUGGGUCAAUGACAUAUUGAUAGAUGGAUUCAAGUCACCACUCACACAGAAAUCACUAGGAAAGUUACCAAGUACUGAACGAGCAUUGACAAAUUACAAGAGCCUGCUUCAUGCAUUUGAAAUUGAGCGAGACAAAGCCACAAAAAAUGGUAAACAGCCGUCAUUACACAAGAUAUAUCUACGUGCAUUCUGGCCGUUAUUGUUGCUGGCCGGAAUCUUCCGGUUGUGCGGUGAUCUGUUGGCGUUUGUUGGACCAUGGUGCAUCGAGAGUAUCGUAGAUUACGCAUAUGCUUUGACUGAAGCAGACGUCAAAAAUGCGACUGCGACUACAUCUGCUAAUACAACUACGGUGACAUACUCCCCUGUAUCAACGGGUAAUCUUACCCUUAAUCAGACCGAAAAUAAGCCUAUAGAGUAUUAUGUGACGGUUGAAACGUUUGCCACUAAUGGGUAUGGCCUCUGUGUGGUGUUGUUUAUUGCCACAGUUCUCCAGCACACCUUAUUACAGAACCACCAUUAUACUGUCAUUAGACAGGGUAUCAGACUCAGAUCUGCUAUUCAGACUAUGGUGUAUAGUAAGGCACUGAGGUUAUCAACUCUCACAAUCACCAACGGAAAGACAACAGUAGGUCAGAUAGUGAACCAUAUGUCCAUGGAUUCUACCUUCCUUAUGAUGCAGUUCUUCUUUAUACACUACACCUGGGCAACACCUAUACAGGUUGCCCUGGCAAUGUUACUGAUGUACUUUAAGUUAGGUGUGAGUGCUGUGAUAGGUGGUUUACUCAUCGUAUUGUCAGCCCCAGCUCAGGUGUAUGUUGGAAGAGGAAUGUCAUCUACACAGAAAAAAGUCAUGCAACGAGCAGAUGUACGUGUGAAGCGCUGUAAUGAAAUGAUUCAAGGUAUGAAGGUGAUCAAACUGCUAGCGUGGGAAUCAUUUAUUGCCAAGGGAAUUAAUGAAGCUAGGAAGAUAGAGUUAAAGCACCUGCUCAAGAAUGCGGUCUUCAGAGCCAUGUUUACAUUUAUUGGCACUGCUGUACCUGCUAUAGCAACUCUAUUGACAUUUGUGCUAUAUCCGUACAUAGAGAAAGAGCCACUGACAGCAGGGAAAGCUUUGUCUACCCUCGCGCUGUUUAAUAUUCUCUAUGUACCCCUCGUCCUAUUUUCUGUGAUGACAUCCACGUUGAUCAUGGCUAACGUAAGCGCUAAGAGACUUAUGCCCUACUUCCUGGCACCGGAGGUGGAGGGACUGCAGGGUUUUAGUGAUACAAUUAAGACAGGCACAGAGAGUUUACCGGAGGAUUUGACGGGAGAUCCAGAGCAUAUACAAUUGCAUUUACUGUCCGCUGAAGACAAACAUGAUGGUCUAAGUACAAGUAUGUGCAGUUUGGCUAGUCACCACUCACACGCUCCUGGUGCUUUCUCAGCAAGACACUCGAGACAAAAUAGCAGCUCUUCCCUACUGGAGUACAAUACAGAACAUUUGGUAAAUCCAGGGUUUCCACGACGACACUCCGCGAUCACAUUAUCAGCCGUGGGUGAUCAUCAUCAUCACCAUCACCGCCGGCGACAGAUGAGCGGGGUGUCUAUAGAAGAGCUUCAGGAGUGUGAUCCCCAGUAUGCUGUAGAGGUGUCCGGUGGGGCAUUUUCCUGGGAUCUGGAAACAAAAGAGUUAGCCCUGAAAAACAUUGAUCUUCAAAUACCAAGUGGGAAGUUAAUUAUGGUGGUCGGUACUGUUGGCAGUGGUAAAUCAUCACUAUUAUCAGCUUUAUUAGGAGAGAUGUUGACAGUGACAGGCAAAGUUCAGUGGUGCAGGAACGCCAGUAUUGCUUAUGUUUCACAGAAACCAUGGUUACUAAACAAGACAUUGAAAGAGAAUAUUCUCUUUGGAAACUCAUACUCAUGGAAGAGAUUUCAGAAAGUGAUAGAGGCAUGUGCAUUACAGCCUGAUAUAGACAGUCUUCCUGCCGGUGAUGCUACAGAAAUUGGUGAAAAGGGUAUAAAUCUAAGUGGUGGUCAGAAACAGCGAAUCAGUAUUGCUAGAGCUUUAUAUUCUACUGCUGAUAUUAUAAUCAUGGAUGAUCCAUUAUCUGCCCUUGACGCCCACGUGGGUCGUCACGUGUUUGAUGACGUGGUCAUGAAGAAGUUGAUGAGGAGAAAGAAAACCGUUAUACUAGUCACACAUCAACUUCAAUACCUUAACUAUGCACAUAGUGUUUUAGUCAUGAAGGAUGGUGAGAUAGCAUGUCAGGGUAAAUUAACAGAGGUGAAAAAGACACACCCAGAUUUGUAUGAAUCCUGGAGAAAAGCUCUCAAAGAUGCCAAGGCAGCAGAGUCUGUACGUAAGGAUUCAGAAACACUAGAUGGAACAAUAGAUCACCUACCUGUGAGACAGUUCAGUGAGAUUAGCCAGAAGAGUCAGGUUUCUAUAGAGGAAGAUCCUGUCAAAGAAAGUAAUGGCAAGCUGUCAACAGUUAGUGAACCAGUCUCAAUAGAAUCUCCUUCAGGAAAUGAAAGUGGUGAAGUUAAAGACGAAGACGAUGAUUAUGAUAAAGAGCAUGGUGAUGAGAGUAAACCUGAGGUAGGAAAACUUAUAAAGAAGGAACAUCGAGAAGUUGGUUCAGUGAGCAUACGGGUAUAUUUUAGUCAUAUACGAGCGUGUGGAAUACCGUUUGCAUUAUUUUCCGUUCUCACUCUUCUAACCAAUCAGACACUUCUAGUCAGUACUAAUAUUUGGGUAUCACAUUGGGCGAGUAAAUCAACAGAGUUCGUCAAGUCUGAACCUCAUAAUUCUACGCAAACAUUUGACAACUGGGAGUAUAUACCAACAUAUAUAAUCCUGUCCAUAUGUGCUGUAUUGGCCACGUUAAUAUCAGGGUUCGCGUUCCAGCUCACAGGGAUCAGAGGAGCCAAAAAUCUGCAUGUCGGUUUACUCAAUACUGUAUUACAUGUCCCUAUGAGAUUUUUUGAUACAAAUCCAAGUGGGAGGAUCAUUAAUAGGUUUUCAUCAGAUGUAGGUCAAAUUGAUCAGAAAAUUCCAGCCACCUAUGAAUCAUUAUUACGUUGUGCCUUUGCUUCAUUGGGAGCAAUCAUCGUGAACUGUAUUGGGACACCUUACUUCCUGUUGGCAGCUUUACCAGUGUGUAUCCUGUAUUAUCUUAUGCAAAAAUUCUACACUGCAACUGCAAGAGAACUUCAGCGUUUAGACAGUGUAACAAAAUCUCCUAUAUUUUCACAUUUGUCAGAAACUUUGAAUGGUCUGAUGACAAUAAGGGCUUACAAAGCCCAGGUGAGAUUCCGACAGAUUGCUCUAAGUGCAAUAGACAAUAAUGUCCUACCUUUCUUGUUUAACCAGACAGCUAACAGAUGGCUGGGUAUAAGAUUGGAUUAUAUGGGUGCUAUAUUAGUAUUUGUGUCAUCUGUGGCCAGUUUGACCGCUGGUCUUGCCGGCAAUACAGACCCUGCUUUUAUAGGACUGUGUAUUGCAUACGCUUUAAUGGUGUCAAAUUAUUUGAACUGGAUUGUAAGAAAUUCAACUGAAUUAGAAAUGAUGAUGAAUGCGGUGGAACGUGUAGAUGAAUACACACAGCUCAAAACUGAAACUACUGAAGAUGAAAAACCAGUGGAAGAAGAGUGUUGGCCUACAGUAGGAGAGAUAGAAUUUAGACAUGUCAGUCUAUGUUAUGAUAUUAAUCUAGAUCCUGUUGUAAAUGAUGUUAGUUUUAUCAUAAACCCUGGAGAAAAGAUUGGUAUAUGUGGUCGUACAGGUAGUGGCAAGUCAUCUCUUACCCUGAGUUUAUUUCGUAUGAUAGAGAUUUCUGCAGGGGAAAUACUUAUAGACGGUAAAAAUAUAUCAAACAUUGCGCUUCCAGAACUGCGGUCUAAACUUGCCAUAAUACCACAAGACCCGAUAUUAUUUACUGGGACAAUCAGAUAUAACCUUGACCCUGGAGGUGAGAUGGACGAUAACAAGUUAUGGAAAGCCUUGGAGUCUGUACAACUUAAGGACACCAUAGAUGCCUUGCCUAAUAAACUAGAUUCAAAAGUGUCUGAAGGAGGUGAGAAUUUCAGUAUAGGUCAGAAACAGUUGUUUUGUCUGGCACGUGCAUUUCUACGCGAGAACAAGAUUCUCGUGCUAGAUGAGGCCACGGCCAGUAUUGACCUUGAAACAGAUAACAAAUUACAGAAGGUUAUAGGGACAGUAUUCAAAGAUAAAACUGUUAUAACAAUUGCUCAUAGAAUCUCUACAAUAAUGAAGUAUGACAGAGUGAUGACAAUGGCCAGUGGUCGUAUGUUAGAGUUUGAUUCACCCAAAAAACUCAUGGAACAAGAUAGUUACUUUGCGCGGUUAGUAAAACAGUCAUCAAAGUGAAACUGACAUCAGAAUGAAACUGACACCAAAGUGAAACUGACAUUGGGAUGAAAUAAUAAUAGUGAAACUAGUAAGUGAAACUGACACAAGGCAAGAUAUGUCUAUACAGGUUAAACAGUAAAAAGGGUGUUUCCGGUAGAUAACAUGAAAAUAUCACAAGAUAGAGAAAAUUUGUAAAUUUUUAAUCAGUUUAUCUGUAGCAUUUGUUCAUAAGAUGCACUCUUCACUCUAUAUUUGAAAUUUGAGUCUCAAUAAUGCGUUUAUAAGGAGGAAAAUGGACUGUAAAUUAAAAAAAGCUGUUAUGUGUAACACUUUACAGAGAAAGAGAUCAAUGAUAAAAGUUAAUCAGAGAUAUUGACGAGUUAAGUAUCAUAGAAUGGAAAUUUUAAUAGAGACUGAGCUAUAAUAUGGAUAACUGUUAUACAAGUGAAAAUGGCCAAGAUUGAAGACAGUGAUAUAUGUAAAGUGAUCACGUGAUAGAACAGUCAAGUUAAUGGACGUGUAAGAAGUAAGAUACAAGUGAAACUGUCAUAAAUUUUUUUUAUAGGAACAUGCAAUUUUUACAAUCAUAGUCACAGAGUU
This is a messenger RNA of Ruditapes philippinarum (Manila clam), 5957 nucleotides long. Its product is annotated as ATP-binding cassette sub-family C member 9-like. The record is from RefSeq and is a predicted model, not a curated record. The transcript has 34 exons. Bases 336 to 5375 code for a protein of 1679 amino acids. Gene Ontology annotation, molecular function: sulfonylurea receptor activity; ATP binding; ABC-type transporter activity. Gene Ontology annotation, biological process: transmembrane transport; potassium ion transport. NCBI's taxonomy places the organism in Eukaryota, Metazoa, Mollusca, Bivalvia, Venerida, Veneridae. Gene Ontology annotation, cellular component: membrane.